Stereum hirsutum FP-91666 SS1 is the source of this 1536-nucleotide messenger RNA. RefSeq lists its product as uncharacterized. NCBI's taxonomy places the organism in Eukaryota, Fungi, Basidiomycota, Agaricomycetes, Russulales, Stereaceae. The transcript is spliced from 4 exons. The record is from RefSeq and is a predicted model, not a curated record. The coding region runs from base 1 to 1536 and encodes 511 amino acids.
AUGGUCCUAGCAGGCCUUCUCUUCCACGUCGUGCUCUUCUGCUUUACCGCAGGCCCAUUCCUCGCACCUGCCCUUCAUCAAACCAUAGACCUUCUCAAGAACACACCGUCUCUCAUCACACAUCUCCCUCUUGCGACUCUAUCAUCUGCAGGCUGGCUUCCAUUUACAACGCUCUCACCGCCACCGCCACCGAGCACUUAUAACCUCAUCUUCAUCGACUUGAUCACUCCUCCGGGUUCAGUAGGACAACCUUUCAACGACUCUGGAUACGUAUAUCACGAGGGAUUCGAGCCUAUCCCUGUACUUCCGCGGGGUAUAGUGGAGUCUUUGUGGAAGGGAAGGUAUGGAGCGCUGCUCGGUGUGGCGCUCCUUCUCGAUAUCAUCGUUAUGUGGCUCCUUGCGACGGUUUGCUCGCGAUCCAAGCGUCGACUGCACACGGGAACCAACAUCAAACAUGACCAUGAUCCUGAGGGGCCUGUGGCCGCCACUGUCACCGAGGAACCCCCGAGUGAACCUGUGGGCCAGGAACUCACAGAGUCUGUCAUGUUCGAUGGACUGUUGGGCAAUUCAUCCAAGACGAACAGGCCCAUGGACGAUAUGGAGGUGUAUGCAUAUAUGUGUUCUGUCGACACAGACUUAGAGCGGCAGACGCCACCUGUCGAAGUCAAAGUUGAGGCCUCAUCAUCUGAGCUUGAUGAAUAUGCUCGCGCCGAGGAUUCUGGACCGAAAAUUACGCCCGACCAAGAAGUGCCCCGCGUCGAUACGACCAACGUUGAAGAUGAUGACUCCACCGAGAUCAAUCCAGAAUCCAGUGGUCUUCACGUGGUCGAAUACCAACCAUUAUACCGAACGUCCUCCUCUACCAAAUCAUCCCGUCAUGGCUGGCGUACCAUUGCGACCGGUUGCCCCACCGUUUACUUAUUGGACAAGGACAAGGAACGUCGAUUCGAGGCGAAGUGCCUCACAGGAGUCGGAUUCGGAGGCGUUGAUCCUGAUGGCGUACGACUUGUUGUUAGUGUUGGGGAUGAGAAGAAGAAGUGGACUGCGGAAGCGGAUGUAGGGAGCUUCGUUAGCCUCUUGACCGAUAAAGAAUGCAUGUCGCAGCGUUCGUUUCUCAAGUCCCUUCAGGUUUGGAAGGGAGAUAUACGCGUUCCCAUCGAGGCGGUAAAGGAGUUUCUCCCUCUCAUCAACUUGCAGUCGAAAGACCUUGGCGAUGACGUUGGUUCUACUCUGACAGACUGGGUUUCCCUGCAAGGCCUCCAAGUAUUCUUCAGAUACUGGCGUCCACUUGUAGGUUUCCAAUACACCGGGCUACAUACGGCCUUCUACGACCAUCUGCGACUGGACCCCGAAAAAGAUAGGGCUAUGCCGAAACGAUACCAGAUGUUGCCGCUAUACGGUAAAGACGUCACACUCGCUGGGGUUCUCAAAGUACUCGGCAACACCGAUGACGUCGAGGUGUCCGCUUUCCGCUUCCGUGCGGGAAUGGAGUUGCGUGCUCCUGAGAACGUCGGCUUCAGGGAUGCGGCCCCUUGA